Messenger RNA from Cottoperca gobio, 1722 nucleotides. RefSeq names its product mitochondrial calcium uptake 2 (gene micu2). Gene Ontology annotation, biological process: mitochondrial calcium ion homeostasis; calcium import into the mitochondrion. The coding region runs from base 64 to 1320 and encodes 418 amino acids. The transcript is spliced from 12 exons. NCBI's taxonomy places the organism in Eukaryota, Metazoa, Chordata, Actinopteri, Perciformes, Bovichtidae. Gene Ontology annotation, cellular component: uniplex complex. The record is from RefSeq and is a predicted model, not a curated record. Gene Ontology annotation, molecular function: calcium ion binding.
GGGAGUUCUACUUCUCUCUAGAGUGGCUCUGAGUUUACCAGCUCGCGAGCUUCCUUCCUGAAAAUGGCCAGCUGGGGAAGGGUCGCCGCUGUCUUGAGGAAUGUUUUGAGGAGCCCUCGGUCUCCGAGAAGUUUAGCACUGUACCGUGCUGUCGGACCUGGCAUUGUGGGGUCUGUAAUCGGAACUGGGGUUUUCUGUUAUUACCAACACUAUUCUAACAGGACUCUGCCGUUCGCCGUCUAUGCUGAGGUACCAAAAGAAACCGCAGUUCCACAUCUGUCUGCCAGGAAGAUUCGUUUCAACCAGUUUGCCUCCGUGGUGUACGAACAGGAGCCCUACAUGACCCCGAGAGACUUCAUAUUCUCUGUGAUGCUGGAGAAUGUUGACCGAAAGCUGCAGAAGAGAAUUUUAACAACUCAAGAGGUUAACAACAUGUUGGUCACUGCCUCCAAAGCUGGGGCUGGUAAUGAACUGUUCAGAAGCAUAGGAGACGAUGGUUUGAUAUCCUACACAGAGUAUCUGUUUCUACUGAGUAUCCUGACCAAGCCGCUUAUAGGAUUUCAUAUAGCUUUCAAAAUGCUUGAUGUUGACGGCAAUGAGCAUGUGGACCAAAAGGAAUUUCUUAAGCUGAAGAAAAUCAUUGGAAAAAGUAAAAAGAGAGUUCCCAAGGACAGUACAGAGAAACCAGUGGAAGAAGGGGAAAGUGUGAACACAACCCUGCAGGCCUACUUCUUUGGGAAGAGAGGAGAAAACAAGUUGCAGUAUCAGGAGUUCCGCAGGUUCAUGGAAGACCUGCAGGCUGAAGUCCAGGAGAUGGAGUUCUUGCAGUUCUCCAAAGGUAUGGACACCAUGCGAAGAGAAGACUUUGCCGAGUGGCUGCUACACUACACAAACGAAGAAGACAACGAAGUCUACUGGGAAAACAUGAGGAAGAGGAUUCCUGCUGGCCAGAGUAUCACAUUCGAUGAGUUCAAAGCCUUCUGCCUCUUCACAAACAAUCUGGAGGAUUUUGCCUUUUCAAUGAAACUGGUCACUGGAGCUAACCGUCCUGUUGGAAUGGCCCAGUUCAAACGAGCAGUGAGGAUUGCCACGGGCCAUGAUCUGUCUGAGAAUGUGCUGGACACCGUAUUCAAACUGUUUGAUAUGGAUGGAGACAACUGUCUGAGCCAUAAGGAAUUCAUGGGUGUGAUGAAAGACAGAGUACUGCGAGGUCUGAAGGUGCAGCACCAGAACGGCUUCUCUGGCUACUGGAAAUGUGUGAAGCGAGAGACCCUGAAAGGAGCGCAGGAGGCCCUGGCAGACACUGGGUGCCCAAUCUGAACCACCGUGAUGUUCCAGGUCACGUCUGACUCCUACCACUGCUCACCUUGGUGUUGUAGAACCAAAAAGGGGUUUGAACAAGAUUAUUUCUGUAACCACGUCAAGAAACAAAGGAUUUACCACUGUCUUGUGUACAAAUGUUUACUGAUCUAUUGUCUGGUAUUAGCUAAAGAACUGUGGUUCUGGUGUUUACAGUUUUGUUUGGUGCAGUGUUCUGGCUAUUGUGAUAAAUCAAGUCUUGGAUUUUAUAUUUAGAAUGGCUGAUCACUUUUAAAUGAUUUUUGCACUCAGUGUUGAGAAAGCUGCUUAACUGGUUCAGUGGAUAUUGAUGCAUUCUCAAGAGCUUAUACAAUAUCUGCUGUGGGGGUUUUCAUGUUUAUCAAAUAAAGUCUUCAAAAAAUG